This is a messenger RNA of Pelodiscus sinensis (Chinese soft-shelled turtle), 1867 nucleotides long. Lineage: Eukaryota; Metazoa; Chordata; Testudines; Trionychidae. The record is from RefSeq and is a predicted model, not a curated record.
GCAUCUGGUGCAGUCUGAUUUGCAGCCCUCUCUGAGCCACCCCUCCUCAGCUGUCUCCUCUCUUAGGAAGAGCCCCACGUCCCUUUCCCUCCAGCCACUGUGCUUUGCCUUCUCUCCAUAGGCUGGCCACCCGGCACCCCAGGUCUAAGCAGCACAUUAAUUCUUCAGGUGACAGCCCUGCAGAGAAAACCCACGGGAGCCAACAAGAGGGUGGGCCUAAAACGCUUACCAGCCAUCACCCCCGCCUCCAGCCUCGGCAGGCGUCGGUCCUUAAGCCCAGCCUGGGGUUCCCGGAGCUCCAAGUUGGUAGCUUUCUCAGCCAGGGUACAUCCUUACCUACAUGCAGCUGCACUGGGCACCUGAAAAUCUGGGGUACUCCUGGGUCUUAAUGUCCCCUGCCCGUUUCGUCCAAUCCCGGCUCUUCGGCUCUGCUUUCUCCAGAGAGAGGCUCGUUAAGUGCAAAGGGGAAAAGCCGGCCAGAGCUCUGACAGCGCAGCCAGCCUGGGAAAGAGCCAGUCGGGUGGCAACGAAGCCAUGUAAGAGGCGUGUCGUCCCCUGGGAUACGCCGUCCGUUUCUGAGUUCCCCGUGUCGGCCGACAGGACCGGAGUUUAAAAUGUGCUUUAAAAAUAUUUUGUGAGUGGGCAGCUGAUGGCUGUAAAAUCCCAUCUCUAAACAAUUAGCCCCCGGUGGGCACAGAGGCUCCAGUUCAGUAGUCUGGGGUAGGGCCCCAGACAUCCGAAGGGCCCUUAAGAUGUCAGCUUAGACCCAGCACUGGGGCUGGGCAGAUCAGCUGCUGCUGUGCAGAGCCGGAGCCUUUAAUCUCCAGUCUCUGGGAGCAGGUAAUCAGCAACCAGUCUCCCUCUCGGGUGUCAUUUCGAAAGCCUGGAGUUUUACACAAUGGGUGGGGGGGGAGUUUGCACUAACUUCUGCCCAGGUGUUUCUCUGCAAAUCCACUUCCCGGCUCUUGUCCCAAACCUCGGCCAGUGGCGUUCUUUGAACUGGCCAGUCCCCAUCCGGGUUGUCCCUAGAAAGGUGACGCGUAGGUACCGUCCACAAGACGACGCAGCCGCUGCCUCUUUUACAAUGGAUCCCAAGCACACCGAAGUGUCAGUCAAUAACCGGAGCAGAAAAUGGUCUUACUGGCCUCACUGGCUUCUGGCCCCAUCCCAGCAGCACUGCGGUGAGACGGCGCCAGGCCGAAAGGUCAGAAACGGACGAAUCAGCCAGCACCACGGCUCCAGCCCAGGGAAGGAGCAGGCCCGGCUGAGAAUUCCAGUGCAGCGCCGGACCGACGCCCCCGUGGGCAGCUCCCGCUACGAUCUCACGCUGUCCCGCCCCGAGGCCUUCCCCCAGGAGCUCAGCGUGAGGAAGGCUGAGCUGAGACUUUUCAAGCCGUCUCUCCGCACUCUGGAUUUGUCCAGGCUCAAUGCCUCCUGGCCGUCUCGGGAGGAGCCCUACAGGCUGCCAGAGCCCAGGCAGCGCCGCGGGGACCCCCCCCCGUGGGCUCAAUGCCUCCUGGCCGUCUCGGGAGGAGCCCUACAGGCUGCCAGAGCCCAGGCAGCGCCGCGGGGACCCCCCCGGAGCCUCGAGCUGGGGCCUGCGGUCCGGGAGUGGGCAGCUAGCGCCGCGCCGCAGCUGCAGCUGCAGCUGGUGUUCCCUGCAGACCUUUCUGCCUUCCUGGCCACCAACCAGAGCAGCCAGGGAGCUGAGACGCUCCAGCUGGAGGUGGAAGCGCAGGUGCCGGUGGGCGAGCGGCGGAGGAAGUCCCGGGCGCUGGAGGAGGAAUGCAGGAAGAACGACGGGAAAUGUUGCCUCAAGUCCCUCAAAGUGUCUUUCCAAGAAUCGCGCCCAACAGCUACUACAUGA